This is a messenger RNA of Biomphalaria glabrata, 5132 nucleotides long. RefSeq names its product caldesmon-like. Gene Ontology annotation, molecular function: nucleic acid binding; zinc ion binding. The transcript has 2 exons. NCBI's taxonomy places the organism in Eukaryota, Metazoa, Mollusca, Gastropoda, Planorbidae. The record is from RefSeq and is a predicted model, not a curated record. Bases 2068 to 3636 code for a protein of 522 amino acids.
GACAUGAUUAGGAAGUAGUUAGGAAUUAGUUAUUUGUUUCGGGAAUAGGGUAAAGUUUUAAUUAGCGACAAGUGACGUGACAGAUCUUUAAAAAAGAAGAACGCUCAAAACGACGCUAGAAGGAGGACGCUUAUUGUAAAGUAGUAGACUUGAGUACGACAUUAUUGACAUCGGACGAUUCCCUGUUGAGUAUUAAACAUAUUGUUAGAACAACAUAUAAGCGUCGACUACAUAUUUGAUUGUUUCGGCCUUUCGCCGGUGUUACUGAAGUGUUGAAUUCAGCGUUACCUACAGUCAGAUCUACACUAGACAGAUUGUCAAGAAUCAACACCGCGCAGAGGUCUUAACAACGUGGCGACCCCAGACUCGGAGCUCACUGGCAGCAACAUUCAGAAGGAUAGAAGCCCUCUGUUAGGAGGAGGCAGAAGUUAACGUCAUCGGCCUAGUCUGCAGCUAGACCCUGAUUAUACAGCCACGUCGGCGAAGGAAAGCCAGUGAGAUCCUGGACUCGUAGACCUAGGAGGUAACGAAAUAUUGAUCUAGAUCUACAUUUGUAAUUUGUAAACGCCCAUACGUUGGGGCAGCGUAUUGAAGCCUGUAGUUCGGUAUCGAGAAGGCUACAGUUGCUGAAGGGAAGAAAAACGUCCUGUCGAAGCCGUACUGAAGAGAUAUCGCCUGCCCGGCAUCGAGAGAACGAACGUGAAGGUCACCUCUGCAAGGCCAAGAUCGACCGUUGAGGUCACGCCAGAGAACUUGUGACGUAGGAACCAUCUUACUGCCUACGGCACUUAAGUACAGUAGUGCUAAUUUGAUCUACGUCUCGGCUGAAUCUGUGCUACACGUUAGAUAGCCAGAUAGCCGGUAUUUUAGCACUGGACUUUUGACUUUGUCGCUGGGUCAACUGUUGGACCGUUCCAGUUUCACUUUGGACAGACGACCACCUGGAACCACCGUACCAGCCUUGGAACCAGCAACCGGAACCAGACUCUACGUCACCGACGAACCGGAGCCAGACGACAGAUCACCGUGAACCAGAACCAGACGCCGUACCACCGAAGAACCGGAGCCGUUGCAGACCAGUACCGAAGGACCUUGGAGAGCCGAAACGUUCGCUGUCCUUAUCUCACCGCUAGGGAAGACAUCGCCGUGAGCCUUGCCGCCGGGACAGACAUUAGCGUAGGAAGAGUGGACCCGAGACUGACUGUGGAGUUAUCGCCGCUUCUUAGACAGAUAAGUCAAGUGUUAUUUAACUACUUUCUCCUUAUAUUACUUAGAGUCUGUAGGGAAGUGACCACUCGCUAGAUUAUCACUACCAGGUUAAAUCGUGGUGGAUUGGGGAUAUCCUUAAAAUUAGGUGUAAUCUAGCAAGAGGUCCAGAUAUACGUUUAGCUGUUAAUUCGUCCUGUAUGUGAAUGUGAAUCAUUUAGUUAAUCAUUUUUAGUAACGUCAUGUAUUAAUUGUUUGUAAUACUCCCGUCUUAAGUCUUACUGUCAGACGAAAGUCUCAUUCAUUAGAACUAGAGCUAUAGUUUGGUGUUUAUCGUAUUUAGGUUUAAUUUCAUAGUUUAUUGGUAUGAGUAAGUUAUAUACACUCCUGGCAGUGAAAGCAGGUAAGAAGUAACUAAGAUCUAGCGUAAUCUAGACUAGAUCUGGGGAACAAUCGAGGUGAAGCCUGAUUGCCCAUUUGUAAUUUUAGUAUUUGUAAAUAGACAGGUUGGUCUAUUUACCGGCGACUCGUGUUGAGUAACACAUAGUCGGUGGAGUGUGCGUGUGUCGCACAUCGUAUUCAGUCGGGUCAGGGUGUAGCCUACACGCCUACACACUGGUACCAAGGAUACUAAGUGUAUCUUGGAAAGUACAGAAGUUAUUAUAAGUCGGAGUUGGUAGUCUAGACUCCAAGGGUAGAGUGACGAAUUUAAUUCAUUUGAAUUAAGAGAUAUCAGGAAGCCGCGGAGCGAGGGUACGCUCAAAAGAUAAUUUGAUUUAUAGAACAUAGGUAAUAGAAGCUAUUAGGCUUUUGUGGAAGACAAUUUAAAUAAAAAGCGAGGUAAAGUAACAAAUAAGUAAUAUGGCAACUGCUCCAGGUUACGACCUGGAAGAAUUUAGGAAAAAGCUAAUUCAUGAAGCUAAGACAGAACUGGAACUACGCGGCAAAGAACUGGCCGCCUAUGUGCAGCAGAUGGUGGCGGCAGAAACAGACCGCAGAGAGCGGGAACGAGUCAGAGAAGCUGAAAGAGCCAGAGAAAAAGAAAAAGAAGAGGCAGACCGCAGAGAGCGGGAACGAGGCAGAGAAGCUGAGAGAGCCAGAGAAAAAGAAAAAGAAGAGGCAGACCGUGUAGAACGGGAAAAGGUUAGAGAGGCGGAACGGGUAGAGAGGGAGAAGAAAGAAGAGGCGGACAGAAAAGUGAGAAUUCAAGUAGAACAGAUGAGGAUAGAGGCUGGUGUAAGUGUGCCCACCGAAGGAAACAGCAACAAUAGUGCCAACAUAGAAAGCCAUAGUAGCGCCGCAUGGAUGAAGAAGAAAAUCCAACCUUUUGCGGAAGACAAGGACGACAUCGGCGACUAUCUGAAACGCUUUGAAAUUAAACUUGCAAAGUUUAAUGUCCAGGAGAAGGAGUGGUCCGAAAUCUUGUUGGACUUCGUACAUGGGAAAGCCCUCACGAUUUGCCAAAACCACGACCACUCCAUGCAAAACAGCUAUCAGGCGCUAAAGAAGGAACUGCUAAACGCAUACGGGCACAACGCGGCAACAUUCCGAAAGAAGUAUUAUGAAAACACCCCAUCCAGCCAAGUUGAUCCACAAACAACUAUCAACGCAGAGAAAGACUUCUUCACUAAAUGGCUCGCAUUCGAGAAUGUAGAGAACACCUACGAGGGGUUGAAGAACUUCAUUCUGAUUGAUAACUUUAUCAAUAAGUGCGACCCUCAGCUACAGUCCUUUGUAAAAGAAAGAAACCCGAAGGUAAUUGAAGACUUGGUAGAAAUUAUUAGGAUCUUUAAGAAUGCUUACCCAAACAACCCACUUUCAGUUAGCGACCAUAAAAAAGUCAUUGACCUAGUAAAUUAUGUAAAGAGAAAUGAUGUUAGUGAUAGGGAUUAUGGUAGGAGAAAUGAUAGGUCCAGGGAACGUGGAAACAAUGGUCGGGAUAGUUAUGAAGGCUUAAAUGAUAGACCUUGGGAAAAUGAAAACAAGGGCAGGAAAAGUUAUGAUAGGAGAAUAGAUAGACCUAAAGCGGGUGAUAGAAACCUUAGGGAUGUUACAUGUUUUAACUGUCAGGAAAAGGGACACAUGGCAUACCAGUGUAAGAAACAUAGAGGGAAUGGAGCUGGCAAUAGAAAUGCACAGGGUAAUAGUGGCACUAGUGAUAGGAGAGGUGAUCGAGAAAACCGUAGACAAGAGAGGGAUAAUCGGCCACCAGAUAGGGUUAAUUUUGUAAGGAGCAUCCAAGACAGGGAUCGUGAUAGUGGACAUAGUGAACCAGAUGAAGAAAUUAAUUACGUUGAUUGUGGGGAAGAUAGAUUUAAACUAUAUCCAGGCAUGAUAAAUAAUAAACAGGUAAAUGUGAUCCGGGACACAGCUAGCAGUACACUCGCGGUUCGAGGGGGAUUAGUGAAAUCUAAGGAUUAUUUAGGAUAAACCAAAUCAGUCAGGUUGGCAGACGGCGCAGUUAAGAGAUUCGAAGCGUGCAAAGUGUUCCUUCGAUCUCCAUUAUACACAGGGUAUUGCGAAGGGGUAGCCAUGCCGAGGUUAUCUAGAGAUGUUUUACUUGGAAAUGUAGCAGGUGUCAGAGCCGCUUCUGACAAACAGGUUAGAAGUUGGAAAAGCAGGUCUGUGUCCGACAGUGAUGGUAGAAGAGAUGACUAUGGUAGCGGUAAUCGCAAGUCAUACAGAGGUAGAAGGCCACAAGCGGGCUAUAGUGGUGUAAGAAGAGAUGUUAACUCCAGUUGGAGAGAACAAAUGUAUGAGUCGUGUAGAUAGCCUGUGAAACAUAGCACUAUGAGACUGUAGUGUGUAAAUAAGAUGGAUUUUAUUUAAUUGCUUAUUCUUAAUUAAUUGACUUAACUAGUUGUCAUAACUAGAUGGGUAUUAGGUUGUUUAAUGUAUCUUUGAAUAGUAUAUUUAUGUUAUAAUAUACAUGUAAUUUGGUUAUCAUUAGAUUGACUCAUGUUAAUUAUGUAAUUUCGGGUAGUAUGUAUGCAUUGCAUGUAUGUGUGUAUGAAUAGAAAGGGCAUUUAUAAGGCGACGAUGUAGUUACAUCAAGGAAAAGUAAGUUUUAUAAUUUAUUCUUUGUAUUUGAGCAUUAUCAUACAUCAGUCAAGAGUUAGGUCGUGUGGGGACAAGUAAGUGGAGAGAGGAAAUAAAAUACACUUGUAGAUGCCCGAAAGAACGUUAGGUGUAUAGUGGGAGAACGAGCAUUGAUAAAUGUCAAUUUGUCAUAUUAGGUAAAUUGUCUGUCCUGACGUGUGAGGGAAAGCGGUGUAACCUCCGGAACGUGAUGUGAUGAAGUAUAGAUAGACACACCUAUAGUGUCAGCGCAAACGAACUAUGUCUGCGGUCACCUAUGACACAUCACAUUGGACAGUAUCAGUUAGUGACACUUGAGGGAAAUAUGUGUUCAGAGGAACUUGAUUGUGGACACAGAAAGAGAAGUUGAAAUCGCAAUCAAGACUCAAGUUGUGUUGUCUUUUAUGUUUCCCUACAUUUUGGCCCUUGCACAUUGUAAGACUAAGACAGUAGAUUAAAAAAUUGACAGGCAAUUUUUUUUAGCGGGAGGGGGAGGAGUUGUUAUGACAUGAUUAGGAAGUAGUUAGGAAUUAGUUAUUUGUUUCGGGAAUAGGGUAAAGUUUUAAUUAGCGACAAGUGACGUGACAGAUCUUUAAAAAAGAAGAACGCUCAAAACGACGCUAGAAGGAGGACGCUUAUUGUAAAGUAGUAGACUUGAGUACGACAUUAUUGACAUCGGACGAUUCCCUGUUGAGUAUUAAACAUAUUGUUAGAACAACAUAUAAGCGUCGACUACAUAUUUGAUUGUUUCGGCCUUUCGCCGGUGUUACUGAAGUGUUGAAUUCAGCGUUACCUACAGUCAGAUCUACACUAGACAGAUUGUCAAGAAUCAACACCGCGCAGAGGUC